Molecule: messenger RNA, 486 nt
Organism: Bacidia gigantensis
Lineage: Eukaryota; Fungi; Ascomycota; Lecanoromycetes; Lecanorales; Ramalinaceae
Exons: 1
Coding region: 1-486 (161 amino acids)
Source: RefSeq, a predicted model, not a curated record
AUGGCCGAGGCAAGAGGUGAGCAGAUGCGCCAGACCGCCUACACUUUCUGUCAAACCUUUGCUGCAGGUGUGUCUGGGCGAGACUGCUUAGACAAGUUCUUCAUCCAACAGCCAAGGAUCAAAGAACACGGCCCGUUCUGGGCGACUGACAGACUACCGUUCUUGGCCCAUGUAUUCAGCGGUCGUCGCGUCGGGAAUGAUGGGGACGGAAAGACUUGUGACGAUUACUAUGACCUGCUGAUGUCUGUCCUCGCUGUCGAGCCAGACUCACUCUUGAUCCCGCCCAAGGAAUCUUUUGCAGUAGAUGCUGAGCUUGGGAUCGUUACGGUCAAGCUCCAUGCCAAGUUUAGAAGCAUCAAGACUGGCAAAGCGUGGGAAGAGGACUUUGUCUAUGUGCUGAGCGACUUUGAUGACGAUGGAAAAUACAUUGGAUUUCAGCAGCUGUGGGCCGAUCCUCUCAGCGCGUGGGUUGCUGUGGGCGAAUAA